AUUUUUAUACAAUACCGGCAUGCCGCAUCAUAAGUUAUUUAUCAAUAUUCAAUGGUUUUAAUGUCAUCAUUAUUAAAAUGGAAGUAAUUGAUAGAGUUAGCAGCUGGCAUUACAACGUUACAUAAUAUUGGGGGCAGUCUACAUAUUCAGUACAGAUUGUUUGUAGAAAGCCAGAAACUAUAUAUAAUAAUAUGAACUAUAACACCAAAACACAUACUAUAUGAUUGUAUUUAGUGUGUACUGUGUAUGAUGUGUGUGUGUAUACGCCAAACAGUGUGUUCGAAAUUCCAAAAGCAUUUUCCACGGCAAAUGAAUAUUUUUUAAUUCAAAUUUUUCUACAUUGAUCAAAGGGGAUAUUACCAUUCGAUUAUAAGAAAAUAAUCAACAAUUAUUUUCUGAAGACUUUCAAAAACUUCAAGUAUACCUAUGAACAUUUUUAAUUUUUAUAAAAUGGACAUAGGCCGAUUGGUAUACUUUUGCGUGUCGCGGGUUGGGCACGCCUGCACAAUAAAGUGUAUAUACAUGGUGAAAUAUGAAUAUUUUUAAUUUGAAAUGUAAGUAGGUACUUACGACUUACCUAGUGAAGAACUGAAGAAUAAUCAUAAUAAUUAAUAGGUCCAUCGGUCCGUGUAAAUUAUUUGAUGGCUGCAGUCGAACAAACAGGAUUCGAAAACAAUUAUUAUUGUUUUGUCGUUCAUCACGCAAAUACAUUGUGGUGACGUUCAACUAACGCGUAAAGUAUAUUAAAUUUGAGUUGAAGAUGGUUACUGUACGUGCACCGUCCUUUCUGGUUCGGCGUAUAUGCGCCUUCAUAUUUUUAGGAAUCAUGGGCUAUUCGAUUUUUCAAAUGACCCGCAGCAAUUCUUAUUACGAUAUGUCAGAUCGAAACAUUAUGCGUAAACAAAUCGAACUUGAUAUUAGCAAAUCAUCAAAUAAUGAAGUUCCUGUUAAAAAUUUGAAAAACGAAAACUAUAUAGCAUGCCCGCAUCCUAUUUUGGAUCCAUUCGACCCGGUCAUGAUGAAAUUCGUCAAAAAAGAGCCACCUUUGGUCUGCGAUGAAGAGGAGGAUUGGGUUACAAUCAAGGGGAACAUCGCACGUAUCACCGAUAAGGCGCUCAAGAAGUACGGCGAUAUCCAGUGCAAAUUUAUGGACGUUUUGAGAGCCAACGAGUUCUCUACGUCACUGGGUGUCGUGACCACGACUCACACAGAAUACAAUUUAGAGACAUCGGAUUUUUUCAGAGUUUACUGUGAGUCAGAAAAUGGCAAAUUUAGUUGGGAGAGCCGCAUGGCCGGUAUACGAUUUGACGAGGAUGUGAUAAAUAGAGCUGGAUGGGAUCAAGUGCCCAAAGACGGGUUAGGACUCAACGUUCUUAUGAUCGGAAUGGACUCUAUGUCACACAUGAUGGUGCAGAGAGUAUUGCCCAAGGUGUAUUCCAAACUAAAAUCUAUGGGUGCACGCGUGUUAAAUGGCUAUAACAUCGUCGGUGACGGGACUCCACAAGCGUUGAUACCAAUUUUGACAGGACGCACUGAACUGGAACUUCCGGACACCAGGAAACGCAUGGGAAAUAAAGCGUCAUACGUGAAUGUCUAUCCAUUCAUAUGGAAUGAAUUUAAGAAACACGGUUACGUCACUGGUUAUGCUGAAGACGUUCCAAACCUUGGCAUUUUUACGUACAGGCUAAAAGGAUUCGACGAACAACCGACCGAUCAUUAUAUGCGAUCAUAUUACGUAGACGCGUUGCCAAUGUUCAAUCAACAAAAGCCUUUUUGUUAUGGUUCUCUACCAAGGCACAAGAUAAUGCUCAAUUACGUUAAAGACAUGUUUCGGGUGUAUGAAGACAAACCAAAGUUUAUGUUUGCAUUUCAAGGCGAAUUAUCCCACGAUUAUGCGAGUAAGGUAUCAGUCGCGGAAAAUGAUCUAGUUGAGUGGUUGGAAUGGUUUGAGAAUUCUGGAUACCUGAACAACACCAUGCUGGUGUUUAUGAGCGAUCACGGCCAGAGGUUCGCGUCUGUACGAGACACGCAACAGGGAAAACUCGAAGAGCGGAUGCCAUUUUUCUCGUUCACACUACCGAAAUGGUUUGACCGGAAGUAUCCAAAAAUGGCGUCCAAUCUAAACAAUAAUGUUAACCGUCUGACGACGCCAUUCGACAUAUACUCAACAUUGAUGAGUGUCCUGCAUCGAGAAGAGCUUAAAACUGAUGAUGUGAACAAGCGUUCUAUAUCGCUGUUCAACGAGAUACCGUUGGAGAGAACGUGUAGAGACGCUUAUAUUGAACCUCACUGGUGUGCUUGUCUAAAAUGGCAGCCGAUAAGCGUCGAUAGUGCGUUGGCUGUCGAUGCAGUCACACACUUCGUACAGUUUCUUAAUAGGUUUAAUGCCGAAUACACUGACCAGUGUGCGCCGAUAGAGAUCGAUCGGAUCGAAUGGGCUAACAGGAUGGCGCCCAACGAAGGGCUAUUGAAAUUCCACCAGGCCGCCGAUACCGAUGGGUUCGUGCCCGACAUGUCGGCCAACACGAAAAUCACCGAUAUCUAUCUGCAGAUUAAGGUGAUCACGCGACAGCCUGCCAACGCUGUAUUCGAAUUUUCAUGCCAGUAUAACAGCGAUACCAGCCGGUACACGGUUUACGAAAAAGACAUUAGCAGAGUUAAUGAGUAUGGAAACCAAAGUUGGUGUGUCGCGAAAACUCAACCACAACUCAAUAAGUACUGCUAUUGCAAAACACAGAAUUGAGAAAGCUUGAAGUCUGCUUAGAAAUGUGAUUUGGAUACUAAUAUUUUACAAGUCAGCAGUUCCGAUUCAGCUUCACGCCAUUCGAAAUUAUUGUUGAUUUUUUAAAUUUGAUUACGUUAUGUGUCAUAAAAGUCUCAACCGAUAUUCUUUACUAUACCUUUAAUUAUACUUAUACUAUUAGUUUAAUAACGAUUUACGUUUAACAUAGACUUUUAAUCGUUUAUUUAAGUCAUUCGAAAUCCAUAAUAUUGUAUAAUUUAAUCAAAGUAUUAUGAGUGUAAUUCCAUAGUAUUGUUCAAAACCAUUUUUUUUCGUUUUGAAUUUAAGUUUGUGGUUCAAUUUUUAAAGACGAUUCAUUCACUGCUAAAUAUUUUGUGGUGAAUAAAAUUUUGGCGUUGCUGAUUCGGCGAUAGAAUUGGAUAUAUUGUAUAAUCUUACAACAUCCAUAACACCGAACCUAACUUAACGAGAGCCAAUAAGAAAAAAUACGAUAUAGCGAUAUACUUAUAGGAGAACCUAUGUCCAAACUUGUGUCCAAACCCGAUUGAACAGUAACCUUUUUAACGCAAAACUCCAACUUUAAAAAGCAAUGAUUUAAUAUAAUAUUUCCUUUUAUUCAAAAUAAUUUUAUUUUAUUAUCCAAAAACCAUAAUUUAAUAAAUUAUUAACCGCCCUAAUCAGUAAUCAGCGAUCCGUUGGUUAGCGUCUGAGGAGUUCCGAUUCUCGACUGAAAAUCAAUUGCUAAUUUGGGUACUUUUCUUUCUUUAUUAAGAUUUUCCCUUUGACCUAGCGUUCGGGUUAUAUAUUUCAAAAAGUUAUUUUGUCGCUAGAAUUUAUUAAUCUAAAAAUACUGUCGCCUCAAAGGCCUCGUUGUAUUGGCAUCGCCGUUUAAUAUUUAGUAUUUAUUUUAUCUUUAUUUAGUAACAAAUUUCUAUAUUGUUUACCCUAAAUAUUGCAAAGUGAAUCUACUUUAUCUAGUCAGAUUUAUUUUUUGAGUUUUAAGCUACGUAUAGACUUAUAUUUUUCUGGUCAAUUUUAAGACGAUUUAUUUUAAAUAAUAUGUAUCAUUCGCUACUUAAAAAUUAUGUUUUAUACUUAAAAAUGUUUACUUAUAAUAUUCAUAAAUUGUAUUUUUGAUUUUAUAAUUACCUAUAUGAUGUAUAAUAUAAUUUAAUGUGAAAACUA
Rhopalosiphum padi (bird cherry-oat aphid) is the source of this 3928-nucleotide messenger RNA. RefSeq lists its product as uncharacterized. The record is from RefSeq and is a predicted model, not a curated record. Lineage: Eukaryota; Metazoa; Arthropoda; Insecta; Hemiptera; Aphididae. The coding region runs from base 761 to 2743 and encodes 660 amino acids. The transcript has 16 exons.